Messenger RNA from Neomonachus schauinslandi (Hawaiian monk seal), 1138 nucleotides. RefSeq names its product calmodulin-lysine N-methyltransferase (gene CAMKMT). NCBI's taxonomy places the organism in Eukaryota, Metazoa, Chordata, Mammalia, Carnivora, Phocidae. The coding region runs from base 151 to 1122 and encodes 323 amino acids. Gene Ontology annotation, molecular function: calmodulin-lysine N-methyltransferase activity. The record is from RefSeq and is a predicted model, not a curated record. The transcript has 11 exons. Gene Ontology annotation, cellular component: cytoplasm.
UACCGGAAAUGCGGAAUUCGGGGAGGGUGCGCGCGCUAGGGCUGUCGGAGGGUGGUCCGGCUCACAGGUCCUGACUGGGAAGAAGUCGGCAGGUCCUGGCAGGGGAGAGCUGUGGCGGUGACAACUCGGGGUAUAGGCGGCUUUAACGGGAUGGAGUCCCGAGUCGCGGGCGCCCAGGCCGGCGAGGCUGAGCGAGCUGUGGGCGAAGGCCCAGCAGACGGCGGCGCCUCUCGGGGGCUUCAAGUCUCGGAGCCCUUGGGAGCCGCCCGGUGGAAGCUCCUGCGGCAGGUUCUGAAGCAAAAGCACCUGGAUGAUUGCCUGCGACAUGUAUCUGUAAGAAGAUUUGAAUCAUUUAAUCUGUUUUCAGUAACAGAAGCCAAAAAAAGGGUAAAUGAAGAGGAAGUUGGUGCAUGGGUCCGAUAUACAAGUGUCUUCUAUCCUGAGUACAGUGUUUCUUUAAGGCAUAAUAAUGGAUCUUUGAAUGUUGAAGAUGUUCUUACCAGCUUUGACAAUACAGGCAAUGUUUGCAUCUGGCCAUCUGAAGAGGUUUUGGCUUACUACUGCCUCAAGCACAGUAAUGUAUUCAGGGACCUUGCUGUGUGUGAGCUAGGGGGUGGCAUGACAUGCUUGGCUGGGCUCAUGGUUGCUAUUUCUGCAGAUGUCAAAGAAGUUCUGUUAACUGAUGGGAAUGAAAAGGCCAUCAGAAACGUGAGAGACAUCAUCACAAGGAAUCAGAAGGCUGGUGCGUUUAAAGCUGGGAAAAUAUCAAGCUGCGUUUUACGAUGGGAUAAUGAGACAGAUGUCUCUCAACUGGAAGGACAUUUUGACAUUGUUAUGUGUGCUGACUGCCUGUUUCUGGACCAGUACAGAGCCAGCCUUGUUGAUGCAAUAAAGAGAUUACUCCAGCCCAGAGGGAAAGCAAUGGUAUUUGCCCCACGCCGAGGGAAUACUUUAAACCAGUUUUGCAAUCUAGCUGAAAAAGCUGAUUUCUCUAUCCAAAGACAUGAAAAUUAUGAUGAACACAUUUCAAACUUCCACUCCAAGUUGCAAAAGGAGAACCAGGACGUCUAUGAAGAAAACCUUCAUUACCCACUUCUGCUUAUUUUAACCAAAAAUGGAUAGAAGAUUAAGCUACUCA